Molecule: messenger RNA, 1687 nt
Organism: Nanorana parkeri
Lineage: Eukaryota; Metazoa; Chordata; Amphibia; Anura; Dicroglossidae
Gene: DOK2
Product: docking protein 2
Exons: 5
Coding region: 268-1551 (427 amino acids)
Biological process (GO): cell surface receptor protein tyrosine kinase signaling pathway; positive regulation of MAPK cascade
Cellular component (GO): cytoplasm
Source: RefSeq, a predicted model, not a curated record
GGUUGACACAGACGCGCAAAGGGAAGUUGGUGGCAGAGUGACGAGAGUGUUUCUGGGUGUUACAGAGCUGUUAGAAAAUUGAGAUGAUGGGUGAGGACGGUAUUUGGAGCUGAGGAAGUCGACUUUUCAGAGAGCGUUCAUGGUUCAGAGACUGCAGAGGCUGUCUUCCAGGGAUAGUCAGUCACUAUUGCAGACUGAGUGCAGUACAGAGGGAUCAGCGGUGGGAUAAGUAGGGAAGUGAGCACUGUAGCGACACGGUGGAAAGUGAUGGAGGGGGGAUUGGUGAAACAGGGCUCUCUGUAUCUUCAACAUCAGCAGCGCUUUGGAAAGAAGUGGAAGAAAGUAUGGGGAGUUUUGCAUGAAGCCACGGCCACAGGACUGGCCCGCCUAGAGCUGUACGAGGGUUCUCAGCCCCCCGAGACUAGUCGCAAACAAGAAUGCUGGAAAAUACUUCAGCUCAGCGAAUGUGUAAGCUUAUCACAGCGCUCUGCUGAGAGCGGCCCAAAGGACACCCGGGUCUUCAGCAUCGAGACUACCCAGAGGGUAUAUCUUAUUGCCAGCGAGGCCUCCGAAGAGCCAAACUGGGUGAGGGCGCUCUGCAGCUUGGCAUUCCCACAGGAACGGCGGACUCUGGAGAGGUUGGGCAGUCAGCCCCUGACUUCAGAAGGACUACAGCUGCAAGAAAACUCCCUGUACAGCACAAGCCAGGAGGCCUCCCCAGGUCAGUUUACGGUGUGGGUGAGACAGACGGAAGCUUCCAGUCGGUGUGGUCUGUCCGGAGUGUACAUACUUGUAGCGGAAAGCAAAUGCCUGUUGCUGCGGGAUCGUAAGACGGGCAAUCUCCUCUACAGCUGGCCUUAUCCAUAUCUGAGGAGAUUUGGGAGAGACAAGACUAUGUUUUCGUUUGAAGCUGGCCGCCGUUGUGCUUCUGGAGAGGGAAACUUUGAAUUCGAGACGUCCUACGGAACUCAGAUCUUCCAGGCCAUUGAAUGUGCUAUUAAAGCUGGUCGCAACGAGGCCUCGUCACCAACUGGCCAUGAACAAUACCAGGAGGAACUUUCCAUCGUGCCAAGGCAGCCUAUCCGUUCUGCUUCUCUAUCUGUGAGCGCUUCACUCCAAUCUCAGAACAAGGUGACCACUAACCUCACCAUUCCAGAGAGUGAGUAUGCGGUUCCUUUUGAUAAAGUGGCUCAGAACCUCCUAGCUACAGGGUUUGGCGGUCUUCUUGGACCAACUGCUCCUAAUCAGAAGAAGCCAAGAAAGCCUCAGAAUCCUGAACACAUCUACGAUGAACCAGAAGCCCCUAUUAAUCCGGUGUACGAUGAGCCUGAGGGCAUUCGGGUGGAUGCCUGGAAAAUUCAAGCUACUGAUGCCCAUGAAAUGGGGUAUGAAUAUCCCUAUUUGCCAGGAUGGGAUGACUAUGCUGUGCCCAGGAGUGGAGGAAAAAUGCAAGGUGGAAGAGCCCAGGAUGAUGAAGAUGACUGGGGAAAAAAUGCAAGAGGUGAAGGGGAAUAUGACAACAUUACAUUACGUGGAGUUUUGGACAGCUAAAGAAAGACUUUUUUUCUCCGCUACAGAAUGUUCCAGUCUUGUGUAUUGAAUAUCUUAAAUAUUGACUGAACAAAGACUGCUGGCCGCAGACCCUGUGUGAUAGGAACACAAUACAGAGGAACUUAAAGCGUAUCUA